This is a messenger RNA of Cadophora gregata, 1791 nucleotides long. RefSeq lists its product as uncharacterized. The record is from RefSeq and is a predicted model, not a curated record. The transcript has a single exon. Lineage: Eukaryota; Fungi; Ascomycota; Leotiomycetes; Helotiales; Ploettnerulaceae. Bases 1 to 1791 code for a protein of 596 amino acids.
AUGGCGACUCACGCUGGCCCGCCUCCCCCACCUCCUCCACCUGGGCAGUUCCGUCCUCCUCCACAAGGAGGUCCAGCACCACCGCGGCCCCAAGGUGGACAAGGACCUCCUCCCCAGCAGUUCAUGGCUAUGCCGAUUCGCCAACCCCUGCAACAGUCAGUCCGUAUUCAAGAUAUCACACCUCCAAAGAUCUUGGAUGAUGCAGCUUGUUUGAAGAAACUGACAACCUAUGCGGCGUACACAAUUCGCAAAGUUGCACCCCGCGAUGUGAAGGAGAAGCCCACCUGGGCCAGAGCAGAGGUGAUCGAGGAGAAAUACCCCCAAGAGGAGGUCUCCAAGCAAAUAAAGAAGCUUAACGAGAGCAAGCGAACUGUGUCCGAUAAAAAAGCCGCCCUCGCACCAUUCCAACAGGGCCAAAUUACAAGCCUCCUUGACGAUCUUGGAUCUAGAGAAAUGGAUCCAAAUUUCCAGUGGUCACUUGUGCAGAUCGAUCGAAAGGAAAAACCAAUCAGUAGUUCACGGGGCACAAGCAAAAAGUCGCUGUAUGAGACCGUGACUAUGACGGUGUAUGUGAAACGGGCACCCGGGAGGGAUGUCAAUCCAAUCCAGUUGUACCAGACUUUGGAGAGGAUAAAAGCGGAAAGAUUGAGACCACCGCCACCUGCUCAACCAAAACAGCAGCACCCACAACAGCAGGGCGGAGGGGGAGGACAAGGCGGUGGACAUGGUGGACCUCCAGGGGGGCAGCAACAGCACGUAAAUCGGGCCCCUCCCCCGCCGCCAGGAUUUGUUCAGCUCAACAGAGGUGGACCCCCCCAAGGAGGCAACCACAAUAAUCCUCAAGUUAUGAAGCAGCCACAGAGAGGAGGAAAGCGCCGCGGUCCCAAGAAAUACCACGGACGUGGUAGCAGCUCAAGUUCAUCAGGGUCCGACUCUUACGAUUCGGAUAGUAUGUCGGGAUCUUCAUCUGACUCAGAUUCUUUGGGAACGACUAUCAGUGCCGAAUCCAAGCGUCAUAGGAGACAUAGUAAGAGCGCAACACGCCGUCAUAGCUUCCACCGUGAAUCUCGUCCCAAAUACUAUCUCGAGGCUCGGUCUCCUUCCCCUCAGCGUCACCACCGAGCGAGUGAUGCCUUCGGUGGCAUACCAGCUCAGCCUCGACCUUAUGCGCCUGACGUUCCACGGGCCGUGCCAGCUGUUGACCCGAUCACUUCGGCUUAUCAAGCUGGAAAGGAAGAUGCCAUGGCUGAGAGAUUUGGCGCGGAUCGUUUUGCUCAACAAGCACAACAAAUUGCCCAACCUGUUGUUCAAGUAGUAGAGCGUAUCAUUGAGCCCCGACCAGUCGUUUCGUAUGGUCGCAUGGAACCCCAUAUCGCCGAACGUCCUCGACUUAUUGAGCCUCGAUAUAUUGACGAUAGAUACAUCGAUGACCUACGCUCUGUCGAGGAUGAUUUCAUUGUGAGGCAGCGUCGAGCUGAGGAGUAUAUUGACCGGAGACCGAUUGAGCUCGAAAGGAGGUCCGUUGAGCCAAGAGAGUUCUUCGAACGACGCCCAAGCGAUUACGAGCGAAGACCAUUCGAGAGACCAGAGUUCGAGAGGAGAUUCAGUGAGGUGCGACCCCUUGAACGAAGGGAGUAUCUGGAUCGGCCACCGAUCGGACGAGACUUUCCACGACACCAUUCUCCUCCAAGGGUUUUUCCGGGAGACUCGCAUCCCUUCGCGCCAACUCCACUUCCACGACGCUACCCCGUUGCUCCCAGUAGCAGUAGUAGCUUUGACCACGGGUGGUGA